AUGAAAUCAAUCGUAAUUCUGUUGUGUCUGGCCGCUGUCGCCAGUGCAAGACGGGUUGAUAAGUUGCAGUUCAUCAAUUAUCUUCCCGAUGGGCUGUCUCGGCGGAUCGUCAACGGCGAGGAGGCCAUUCCCGGACAGUUUCCGUAUCAGGUCCUCAUGCUGACUGAAUUUCCCAACAACGCCAAUCCCAUUGUAACGGGAGGAUCCGUCUUGACCGUCAACUACGUCCUGACGGCGGCAACCACCUUCUUCAAUUCAGGCGUUCAAGCUACCGGAGGUACCGCUGUGAUGGGUGCUCAUAUUCGUGACAAUCAGGAGCAUUCACAGCAGCGCAUUCGCUUCGAACCUUUUGGAAUUGUUACUCAUCCGCAUUACGUUAGCAACUUUCCAAACAGACGUAACAACGUUGCAAUUGUCCGUCUUAACUCACCGAUGACCUUCAAUGACCGUGUUCAGCCUAUUCGUCUACCGUCGCGAUCAGAUACUCGUCAGUUCGAUGGACAUAUUGGAACUAUUGCCGGAUUCGGACGUAUCGCGGAUGAAGCGGGUACAAAUUCCGAUGUGCUGAUGUACACUUCGAACCCGAUCAUGAUGAAUGCAUUUUGUGUGGCCAGAUGGGAUAACGUGACUGUGCAGCCAGAUAACGUUUGCAUGAGUGGGGAUGGCGGUCGAUCGUCUUGUGCCGGUGACGCUGGUGGUGCUCUAGUCGUUCAAGACGGAGGACCCUUGCAGAUCGGAAUAGCCUCUGCUCGAGGCCAUCCAUGCUCCAUUGGCUUGCCAUCGAUAUAUACAAGAGUGAUCCAAUUUCUGUCAUGGAUCGAGGGCAAUACUGAUUACGUAGUCAGAGCUUAA
Messenger RNA from Anopheles darlingi, 852 nucleotides. RefSeq names its product brachyurin-like. The record is from RefSeq and is a predicted model, not a curated record. The transcript has a single exon. Gene Ontology annotation, molecular function: serine-type endopeptidase activity. Lineage: Eukaryota; Metazoa; Arthropoda; Insecta; Diptera; Culicidae. Bases 1 to 852 code for a protein of 283 amino acids. Gene Ontology annotation, biological process: proteolysis.